AAAACUAAACACAGUAUAAAAAGAUAAUAGCGGCCGUAGAAUUGCUAUUUCACUAUGUGGUUCUGGGUGUGAAACAUGUUUCAGCUUCUUGUUGUAACUGCGGGUCUUACCCUGGCAAAUUGCCAGGAGAGCCCAAGGAUUAUAGAAACCUCUUACAAAGACGGGAAAGAAUACAUCUAUGACUAUGAGUCACAAGUCCUGUCUGGUCUUCCACAGGGAGCAAAGACGUGGUCCGGUCUCAAACUACAGUCUCAAGUACUGAUUCAGACAGAUUCUCCUUGGAAAGUAAAGCUACAGAUGAGAUCUCCUCGUUUGUACAAAGUAAAUGAUCUCUUAGAUUCUCAAGAUCCAACCAAAGAAAUGUUACCAGUAGAAUUGUUCAAGGAACUGUUGGAUGACGAGUCAGAAGACAUGAAACUACAUCUGCUUAAACCUGUUGUUUUCUCAUAUGUCCGAGGUCAUAUUGAAGAUUUAACUACAGAGGAAGAUGAUCCAGAAUGGUCUGUAAACAUCAAACGUGGCAUGCUCAGUCUACUUGAGAUCAACUUUAAUGAGAGACAAUCCCUUACUAAAGAUGUACCUGUGCUUCUAUCAGACUCUGAGCCAAAGGUUUACAAAGUCAUUGAGCCAAGCGUUGUCGGAGAAUGUGAGACAAGGUACAGAGUACAGCCAGAGAGAAGUGAAGAGGAUGUUCCCAGUAUGAGUGUGCAGAAGCUACGGGAUUAUAAUCGGUGCCUAGAAAAAGUUGUUCUCACUCAGGAUAUACUAAACGGUCGUGCUUGUGAUCUUUGUAAUAAACUUGAGCAACUGAAUCAUGUGUCUGCCCAGUCCUCAGUAAAGUACCAUCUUCUAGGAUCACCAGACAAGUUUAUCAUCCUGAAUGCAAUGUCAGAGUCUCAGUACAGCUUCAUACCAUACUCUACAGAGGCUGGCUCAAUGUCUACAUUCUCCAAUCAGACACUGACUUUGGUAGAUUCUCGGCCAAUCAGUGACCAGAUUAAAGAACCAAGAUCACCACUUCAUCAUGAUCGACCCCUGAAGGCCAAAACUCAGGAUUCUGAAAGUUCCCCACUCUCUCCUCGCACUCUUAAGCUGAAGAAAGAAGAAAAAACUGAAUUAAAGAAAAAGAUAGAGAAAGUGUUGGCGGGUAUAGAACAGUUGAUGAAGGAUCAAGUUAAUGAAGAAGUAGGAGAACUCCUGUCUGAACUUACCAGAUUACUGAAGAAAAUGGACAAACAUUCACUAAAUUCACUUUUCGAUGACAUUCUCAGAGACCCCAUGAAAUUGCCAAAAUCCAGGAAAGUGGUUGUAGAUAUUCUACCGUCAGUUGGAACAUACCCAGCAGUUGAUGUUUUACUUGAGAGAAUAGAGAAUGAAGAUAUACCCAAAGAUUCUGCACCUCUUGCAUUCAUGACCUUAUCACUCCUUCCAAAACCUGAUGUUUUCAUUGUGAAAAGGCUCAUGGAUUACGUGGAAAAGAAGCAAAUGAAGGAGCAGGUAGACGACAGAAUGUUGCAUAGAUCUGCCUGGCUUACACUGGGUUCCCUUGGAGACAAAAUGAUACAAGUCAGCAUGUCAUCUAUGAAAGAUAAGGAUAGUGAGAGGGAGAUUGUAGAUCAACUACGUAGUGAGAGCAAUGAUCGACAGAUCAGGAAAAAGUUGGACAAGAGGCUUGAAGAGAUUGACAAUAAACGACUGCAAACAAAGGAACUCUAUACAACUGCAAAGAAGAAAAUUAUUGAAAUGGUACAAAAACUGUAUGAAAAUGAUAAUGAAGAUUGUAAACGUCUUGCUGUGAAAGUAAUGGCCAAUCUUCAAUAUGAGGAAUUUAGCCCUACUCUGGAAACACUUGUCAAAGACAUGGAAAAACCAGAGCUGGCACGCAUAGAUGCUUUAGACAGCUUGCUUUAUAUAGUGAAGGAAAACUCAGAAAAGGUAGAAAAGAUAUUUCUGCCCCUAAGUAUGGACAGGAGACAACCAGAUAUAAUCAGAAUGAUAGCAUUCAAUGUUGUUGCAUUUGCCUCCCAUCACCGCUCGGCUAUGGAGAUGAUAGUAAAAUCACUUGAAGAUGACCCAAAUGAUAAUGUUGGAAAUUAUGUGUAUUCUGCACUGCUUGAAUUCUCAAAACUCUCUACACCAUGUGAUGAACUUAAGGAAUUAGCUGAAAACAGCAGUUUAGCACAGAGAUAUGCAAAGAAGUCACCACACCCUAAUAGAAAGUCCUCUGUUUAUGCCGGAUCAAGUUAUGAUGAACUACUACGAAUAGGGCACACAUACUUAUCAGCAAUGAUGUAUUCUCCAAUGGAAAGAUCGCCUUCCUAUUACAGUGCAGGGUACACAGUAUCAUUGCUGGGAAAGAGUUCAGAUGUUCUCCAGGUUACAUACAGCGGGAAGGGUCUGGAUUCAGUUCUAGACAAGUUACUGACAGCUUCAGCUGAUACCAGUCUGGAAACGGUGCUGAAGACAGUCCUUCAUCCACGUCAGAGAAGAAGCACAGUCUCAGACUAUGAACAAAAAAUCAAAGACAUCAAAGAAAAGAUUGGUGUUAAAACUAGGGAACCGGAGAAACCAGAACAUUAUUUUGGCGUGCGACUGUUUGGACAUGUACUGAUUUAUUUUGAUGCCAGUUCACUUCUCACUUCUCCAGUUGAAACAAGUUCUGGUGACAAUGAGAUGUUGGAAAGCCUCAAAGAGAAACUGAGCCUUUUAGACAAUUUGAAAAGUUUACUGAAGAGCCAGAAGUCAUUGGUUCUUCCACUGUUACAUAUGUCAGUACCAACAGACAUGGGUCUGCCACUGAAAGUACAUGUCGACAAACGAGCUACUUUGAAAAUUGAUGGAGAAUUAAAGCUCACAUCGGAUCCAAGAAAUUCAAUGAAAAAGUCCUUAAUCAGUAAAAUGGAUGCAUUACUGAAAGUUAGACCAAGUGCUUUGAUAGAGCUUGAAGGGAGAAUGGAAGUUGAUAUGAAGUAUAUAAGAUGUGGUGUAACUGUGAAAGGGAAAGUCUACACAGAUGUACCUCUAUCAUUGUCUGUCAAUGUUGAUCCAGAGAAUUCCAAACUUCUCAUCAAACUCAAAGAUGAGAAAGAGUUAAUACCCCUGAAGUUAGAAUCACAUGCUCAUACAGAGAUUAGAAGACUUCCUCCUACAGCUGAUAAAUACCCCAUACCACCUGAACGGAAGGAAAUAACUAUAAUAGAUGGUGUUGACUCUAAAGUUGUCUCAUAUGAAGUUGGUAAAGAUAUUCUUGGCCGCAGCAUUAAAAUGAUUGGCAUGAGAAGCAUACGUAAAGAUAAGUCCAUACCACUACCUCCUAUGAGUGGACAGCAGGUGAUCCAUGUCAGGUAUGAGCCUUUGCCAGGCUCUAGCCUCAAUAUACAGAUGCAACAUGUUAGAGACAGUGAUUCAGCCAUGUCCCUUCAGAGUGAUGAAGCUAGGGGUGGGUCUAGCUGGUUUUCUUUGAGCAGCUGGUUCCCAUCUUCCAAAGGAUCAAGGGAAGAACGAGACCCAAGUUCUAGGGAAGCAAGUAGUGACUCAUCAGAAGAAAGAGAUGAUGCUGCCAAACAAUUUGUUGACCUGGAAGUUAGGGACUUAUCCAUUAAAUACCUGAAAAGUAAAUUUACAAAGGAAACAGAUAUCCUUGAGGCUGGAAUCAAGUGUGGGCUGGUUGUAAGAAUUGCAGGUUCCAGCCCAGAACCUAAACAUGAGGUGCAGCUAUCUACCUUGUACCAGCACUCUGAGAGAAAAGUGUCUUAUACAGUAGAACUUAUAAGGACACCAAGACCUGAUGAAGAUAAACCAUGGAAGAUGGUAACAGACAUAAGACUAGACCUGCCUGAAAGAAACUUAGAACCAUCUGAUCUGUUAGAUAAUGAAUAUCAGAAACAGGUCCAGGAAAAAAUCAGAAUAUCUGUCCCUGAGGAUGGAAAAGAAUUGGAUUCUCUUCUGGAUCUAGGAUCUGAGGUUAUCAGACUUGCAGCCAAGCACAUAAAGAAGAUACAGAAACCAGACAGUGUUGAUGAUAUCAUUGAAGAUUCAGUAAACCAUGUACUCCAGAAUUCAGUCAACCCGGAUUCCAAACCACUGACUGAUGCUGUACAGAAACAAAGGAAAAUUCUCAGAGAUGUAGCAAAGCUGAGUAGACAACCUGCAUACCCAGAGAAGAUAAAAGAACUAUUAGAGACAUUGAAAAACAUUCUAAAACGAUCUAAAUUAGUUACAGAAGAAGUUAGCAAAAAGCUUGAUCAAACUUUAAGAAGAGAUCAAAAGCCAGAAGACUCGGUUCAAGUUUUGUAUUUACUCAUAAUAAAAGAAAAGACUUAUAGAAAACUGAUGUUGACUGCAGAAAAAAUGCGACCUGUAUUAUUGCAAAGUGAAAAGAGUGAAUUGGAGACAAAAUUAAAAGAACAGGUACAUGAUUUGGAAGGAAUAAAGGAUCAGCAAAGAAAACAUUCAAUAGACAAACAGUCUUCAGAAUUGCAGAAAUCAAGAAUUGAAAUAGAACCAAGAGAUAGAAGUUUGCAUUCUAAGUUACUAGAUUUAGAACAAAAGUUGAUUUCCCUUUCCAAGACAAUGUCUAAGGAACUAAAGGAGGGAAGGACUAUCAGAAGUAUUGACAGCAGCAAGAGUCAGAUAAAAGAAAUUGAUGAAGUGUCCAGAGAUGUAAAAGACAAACUUGAUGUAUCAUUAUUAGAGAACAGCAAGCUUGAUAAAAUGCUCAGGGUAAAAGUCUUGGAAGUUCUCCUGCACCAAAAGCAAGCACUUAUAGAUCUUGAAAAAGAUAUAAAGUCAUUAGAAAAGAAAUCAAGGACAAUUGACCCAAGCUCUUUAAAAACACAAGAAGAUAAUUUGACUGACAACCUCAAGAGGGAACUUGUGAAGCUAAAAGAGGAUCUGGUGAUGAAAGCCAAAGAAAUUGCAAGAAGGUUAGCCAUUGCUAUAGAUGCAGAAAAGGAAAGAAAAUCUAUGAAUUUACAUGUUUCCCCUGAGAAUGCGGAAAGAUUAGCCACAAUGGUAAAGAUCCAUGUGAAACAACUUCAGGUGUUGGAAGAUUUAAAUCUGAAACAGCCAUUUCCAAUUCAUGGCAUAAGAAAGCAACCUUCCAAGGAAUCUGUACAGAAAGCUGUGGAAGGAGUUAAAGAGGACAGCAGGAAAAUAAUGGACAUUAUUGACAAAGAAAGUAGGGACAUUAAAGCUGAAAGGAAGACACUGCUCAGCCCAAUGUUAAUAAAAAGUUGGAAAGCUUUGUCGCGACAGUAUGGUAUUUUAGAAAAAAUUAAAGAAAUCGCAAAAGACAAAAUUGUAACAGAAGCAGUAAACGGAGGUUCGGACUUGAUGUUACUGAAAAAACUGAAAAAGGAAACUGAGCAGCUCCAGCAUGACACAGUUAAAAAUAUCAGAACAACAGAAAAUCUUUUGAAGAGAAGGGACCCAUCAAGACCAGAUUCUGUAUCUCUAGAUCUGUCACCUCUACCUUCAUAUCCAUCAAAGGAUGUUUCUGCUGCUAUUACUGUCAUGCUGAAAAGGGCAAUGAAGGUUGAAGUACAUCAUUCUGAAGUGAGACCAUUACAGAAGAAGCUUAUGCUUAGUCUUGACCAACCAACACCUGCAGAUAGACUGUCUAAGGUUGCAAAGAAUGUUCAUGAAAAACAGAUGCUAUAUGAUAUAAUCAGUAAACUUCUUGCUUCACAGGAUGAAUUAGACCGGGUACAAAAACCAUUAGACAUGAAAGUGAAGGAAGAUCCCAGCAGUGAACAGUUGCAAGAUUUACUGAAAGUUGUCACAGAGAAACAAGAGAAUCAGUUCAGUAUUGUGAAAGCAGUGGAGAAAAGGCUUAUUGUUAAGUCCAGGUCUGACCUGUCACUGUUACAGCCAUUACAGACAAUCCAGCAGUUAAAGGACAGAGUACAAAGGCAACAACAUGAGACAAAAUUGUUACAACAGUCCUCCAGCAGUACAUCACCUCGUCACAGCCAUCACACAUUGUCUCUCAGUACAUCAGCUAGCCCAAGGUCACCAAGGCAACCUAUAUACACAGGAAUGGUGAAGAUUUCAUAUGGUGAAGAGUACAAGCAGAGAAAGUCAGUCACUAUAAGGCUUUUUGGAAAGAAAUCUUUGCAACAGUUGCUAUGGGAGAAAGAUCAAGCACUUCCUAGCAAACAAGACCCAGCUUUACGCAGAUAUCUCAGUGACAGACGUGAACCUGAUGAUCCCACUGCCAGAGAUUAUAGAAUGAUCAAGGAUAAAUUAAACAUGUUUAGACACUUACAUGCAUUGGUUGCUUAUGAAGACAGUCUGCCAAAUUAUGUGAAGGAGUUAAUGUGGAAGUUGCGUGAAAUGUUAAAACUGAAGCUACACAACAAAGUGGAACUCAUCAUGCCUGAUGAUACCAACAUGAAGAAUAAAGUAGAGAUCAAAGCUGAGCUUAGCCAAGAUGACAGAUGGACUGAUGUAGAAAUAAAGUCUCCAUCAGAGACUACAAGGAUUAGGAAUAUACCUACACCAGGUAUAGUGAAGCGGGUUUCUCUGUCAGACAGCAUAGCCCAUACUGCUUUAUCCAGCAUUAGCACUAGACAUCUCCCUGCAUCUUGUGAAAUAACCCCAUAUAGAGUUAAAAUGUUAUCUGGGAAAACUGUUGAGGUAAAUCUGAGAAACCAGCAUGUGAAAGUGUUCUGACUAUGGACUGUUCUCCAGACAGCUCCCUUGUAGUCAGCAAACCCCAUCCGCAGGACCCAUCCAGAAAGAUAAUUACCAUACUGACAAAACAAAGAAAGGUUGAAGUCAUACCAGAUCCAACAAAACUUGAAGUGAAAGUUGAUGGAACGCCCAUUAGUAUGCCAACACAUCCAGACAUUGUUAC
This is a messenger RNA of Mercenaria mercenaria, 6859 nucleotides long. RefSeq lists its product as uncharacterized. The record is from RefSeq and is a predicted model, not a curated record. The transcript has 33 exons. Gene Ontology annotation, molecular function: lipid carrier activity. The coding region runs from base 76 to 6675 and encodes 2199 amino acids. Lineage: Eukaryota; Metazoa; Mollusca; Bivalvia; Venerida; Veneridae. Gene Ontology annotation, biological process: lipid transport.